Messenger RNA from Cololabis saira (Pacific saury), 4557 nucleotides. RefSeq names its product fibronectin type III and SPRY domain-containing protein 2. The coding region runs from base 98 to 1984 and encodes 628 amino acids. NCBI's taxonomy places the organism in Eukaryota, Metazoa, Chordata, Actinopteri, Beloniformes, Belonidae. The record is from RefSeq and is a predicted model, not a curated record. The transcript has 13 exons. Gene Ontology annotation, molecular function: protein binding.
AUUGAACUCUUCAGUUUUUACUAGUCAGACACCAUCGCCAUACUGAAAUGGUUGUUUAAAAAGGACGGGCUCACUGAGUUUUUCAGUCAGAGUUCACAUGGACCUGAAUGACAUCAGAGGAGGCAGGUUAGAUGUGAUUACGGAAGAAUCUGAGCACCAGGAUUUAAGCAGAGAGUCGACCACUAUGGAUACACACAAUGUGGGUUUAGAAAGAGGAGGAAGGAGCUUUCAGAGGUUCUCAGUCAACACCAAUGAGUCCCUUCGUUUUGAUCCAUGUGAGGACAGCUCUCCAUCUCCCACUGAGGCAGAGGAUGGACAUGAUGAUGAUGAUGAUGAUGUGUUUAAGAAGGGAGACAAUGAGAGCGACACCAGCUGGAUCAGGAAUUGCUUGCAGGAGAAGGUUGCUGAGAUGGAGAACUUUGCUGGUCACCUGGAGGAAAUCUUUCUCACUGUGGAGGAGAAUUUUGGCCGUCAGGAGCAGCACUUGGAGCAGCACUACAACGAUGUGCUGCAGACAUUGUCUCAGCGAUAUGACGAGAGGGGCGCUGGACUGGAAGAGGAGAAGAAGAGUAAGUUGGAGUCCCUGUACAAUCAGCUGCUGGCCUGUGGUCAUGCAAUGGAUGCCUCCAAGGAGCUGAUUGAGACAGCGCAGGAGACCUAUCGCUGCCAUGACAAGAGGCUUUUCCUAAAGACAGUUAUGCCCAUCAUUAAAAGAACUGAGGCGUUUGCCAAAGAAGAGGUUGAGCUCACAUUGUCUACAAAUCUGGAAUUUAAAACACCAUUUGCUGAUCUUUCGGGUGUCAAAACCAUGAUGGACUCCAUCAAUGCUGUUCCAGCUCCAUCUGCCCCAGUAAUCAACCCACAGAUGCCCAACUCGGCCACCCAGACGUCUUUGCGCGUGUGCUGGAGCCUGUUUUCCGAUGACACGGUGGAGUAUUACGAGCUUUACUACAGACCAGUACUGGAGGACUCGCCAGCUGACGGCACGUGUACACCACAUGAGAGCAAGGUAAAGGUGAAGGAGACCCACUGCACUGUGACAGAUCUGCUGCCUAACGCCCAGUACGAGCUCUGGGUAACGGCCACGAACACCACAGGCAUCAGCCCGGCCAGCGAGAAGGCUUUAUACAUGACAGUGCCAUCGCCUCCUGUGAUCAAGCAGAAAGAGUGCACUAGCUGUCCAGAAGCUGCACUGAUCCGCUGGGAGUCGGGUAACACCAAUCCUGUAGAUUCUUACACUGUGGAACUCAGCGGGACGGAUACUGAUGACACACAGAGCGGUAUCACUGAGUCCAUAGUCGCGGUGCCCACCUGUCAGUGUCUCAUCCAGCUGCAGAAGGGACGACGCUAUCACAUCUCUGUGAGAGCAGUCAACAUCGGCGGGCCCAGUGACAAGAGUGACAUGAUUAGUGUCUCCACAAAAGGUUCAUUCUUUUAUCUCCUGGAGGACACAGCUCAUCCUUGCUUGUCCAUAUCUGAAGAUGGUUUCACUAUAUUUUAUGGAGAUGAGGAACUGCCAAUAAGCGCGAUGGCUUUAGAUGACAACGCUUUUACCAGAUGUGUGGCCAUCCUGGGGGAUCUGAUUCCAGUUCGGGGCCAGCAUUACUGGGAAGUUGAGGUGGACGAAGGGCUGGAGUUUCGGAUUGGAGUCGCGUAUGAGGACACUGAGAGGGACUCGUACCUCGGGGCCAACAGUACUUCCUGGUGCAUGAGACAUAUGCUCAGUUCAUCCAGGCACAAAUAUGAGUUUCUGCACAAUGGCUGGAGUCCAGACUUGAGGAUUACAGUGCACCCAGUGCGGAUCGGAGUGGCACUUGACUAUGACAGAGGGACUCUGUCUUUCUUCAAUGUACAUCUGGAACAACAUCUGCACACCUUCUACUGUCAAUUUAGAAAUUAUGUCCACCCCUGUUUUAGUUUGGACAACCCAGGAGCCCUUACUGUACACAACGGCAUAGAGGCUCCUGAAUUCACAUUCAUCUAACAAAACCACAACAUGCAACAAAAACGAAACAAUAUUAGUGCUUUUCAUAGUCAAGGAGUUGAGUGGCAUCCUGUAAAUUAAAAAAAAAGAAACUUACUUGAACACCGAACUUCACAAAAUAAGACUAAUUUUCUUGUGUUUUUAUUAUAUUUAUUCCAUGGGAACAGGCAUACACCAUUUUCCAAGAUAAGAAAAGGGUUCACUGAAUUUUACAUUAUGUAUUUAAACCCAUCUGUAACUGCAGCCAACCAGGUGUGGAAAUCCAAAUGGGAAAUUAUAAAUUGUUUUUUGACUAACAAAAGAUGAGUUGGAGAAAAAAAAUAAAAUAAAAAUAAUUAUAAACAAGAAAAAAAAACAUUUGUAGUUAAUAUACAUUUGUAAUCACUUGAUAAAAAGGAAAAGUCCAUCCUCCAUAUUUCCGGACUCAAGAUUGCCACUAAUGAAGUGGAAACUUUUUGUAGACCGAUUUAUUUAAUAGCUAUUUUUAGCCAUUUAUUUCAAAAUAUUGGAAGGUAUUAACGCAGCGAAAAUAAAAAAAAAAAAGGAGAGAGGAUUUUCAUAGGAGGGGAAUAAUGUAAUGAAAUCCUCAAAGGCUUGAAGCAUCAGUCAUCCGUGACCUCAGUGGCUGAGAAUCCACGCAAUGAGAACACAAUGUGUGUGUGUGUUUCUAAAAUGCCUGUUAUGCUAUUUGGCAGGUAUAUUUGUAUAUUUUCAUUAUCUUUAAAAAGGUGGACAUCAAUGUAAAUAUGUUCACCUUUGACUAAAAGCAACUCAUGUGUGAUGGAUUGCACAAAAUUAAAUCUACAGCAAAAGCAAAGCCUAGAAAAGGGGACAUGAAAUUAUAACUGUUUCCUUAAGACAACAGCAAAGCACCAAAGUCUGGUUAUUAUAAUUGAAACCAAUUUUAUUUUGGCAUCCAGACAUGGUGCUAGGGACUGGUACUGUACAUUAAUGUCUUUUAAAGACUGGUACCCUGACACUGAAUUAAACUAAUAGUUUAAGUCCUAAAAUGGACCUAAGUAAGUAAAGUUGUGACAGAAUUUUGUACAGAAGUACUCCAUAGAGAUACAUGGAGAUAUGAAAACCAGACCUGCUUGCAGGGAAAUAUAUAUUUAUUCCCUGUUAAGGAGAGUGAGUGGAACGUGAAAACACGUGUGUAGUCCAAACAGAAUGUAUGGAAAUAUAAGGGUAGACUUUUCCUUUUCCGUUAAGUUUGAGAAUUGUGUUGACAUACUGAGUGUAGGCUUCAGGUCUGUGGAUAUCCUGGGUCAGUGGGCAUGGGGCGGGCAGAGGUUAUGAGUUCUCUGUCUUACUGCAGCGUGUUCUCUCCUCCUCGUCAUCGGAGGAAUCUCCUCCAUAAGGCACCAGUCCCGAGGUAUCAUCAUUCAAUUUAGUCUUCUUCACGCAAACUUCUUCUUGAACACCUGUAAGGGAAGAAUAAAAAUAGAGACAAAGAAAAAGGAGAAAGACAAGAGAAAAAGAGAAGGGAAGAGAGACAGGGAGAGAGAACAAAACAAAAAGGAAACCCAUUCAGGAGCCCCAUAUAAGCGGCGGUUUUUUGAGUUCGUUUGAUCCAGAGCCAGGGAAGGGGAAGAUAUCAAAUCAAACGGCAGCAGAGCACACAUCCAUAACAGGAACGUCCGGGGCACAUGUUGAGAGAGAAAAACAAGGGAAAGACAAAAAACAUAUACAAGAAGAGCAUGUUAGUGAGUUCCACCAAUGGAGAGAUUCACACAGGUCUCCACUCCUCCCCAAUUGCUCCAUGGGGGGAGAUGCUACUUCAUGCACUAGACAACGCCACAGAAGAAACGUCAGAGUACUCAGACUCUCAAAAUGUUUGUAAAUGAAGAAUCACAUACCCAUUGAUGCGGUGCUUCUGGGCAGACUAGCUGGAUCUUCUGUUACUGCCUCUUUCGUCCUCUUGCGUGCGACAGGUCCAGGAGCCACAAAGACAGGUGGUGGUGGAGGCAUCAGAAUGCUGAGAGGAAAGACAACGUUAGUACCCUCAUAGCACAUGGUUCAUUUGGGAGAACACUCGAGAGAAGCAAAAAAGAUGCAUCAUCAGACCUAUCAACUACUUCCUCCUCUUCAGCACUUGAAUCAGGAAGGGCGGACUCCAGAUGAGUGGGACCUUCCGGAGAGCCGCUGGUAGGCUAGAAAGAAACAUUUCUUGUGACUUUUAAAACUUAAACUGGUGAAAAGGCUAAUCUCAAAAGGAAGAGUAAUUUAAGCAGGGGAAAACGAUAGGAAAUGAUCAGGGUUGGAUAUUUUAAGUACUUAUUGUCAGUUGUGCUUGCAGUAAGAAAACCAUUAUUUAAAGAAUGGUUUCUGAAAACUUAAAAAAAAAAAACAGACAAUUUACAACUAUUUUUCCAGAGGGGGAAGUAAAGGUAACAAUUUGCUCAAGUGUUUGUUGAGAUUUGGCAGAUUGUGUUUUACACCUUUAAAAGAAAAACGUUUUUUUUUUUUCUAAAAAUGUAUGUGUGAAACACCUAUUUGCAGUGGGAUUGUAUGUGUAAUUUAGAAAAAAUGUAAAAUGGAAGAAAAUAAAAAUUCUCUGGUUUAUUUAAGAC